CCCGUAAUACCUAUGCGGGCGCCACUGCCGUCGCCCACUCAGGCCACUGAGCAGCCAUCCUCCACCUUCCACCGUCCUCGCUCUCUCUCCUCGCGCUCUUUCCAGCUCUCUCUCUUAUGGUUCAUGUGAAGGGCCAAAAGGGAAGGGAGAGCGAAAAGAUAGAAAAGGAGUCGCUCGCUGCUUAUGAUAGAGAUUUUCAGUAUUUAUUGUAUUCAGGUGGCGGUUUACCUCACUCAUCUUCUUCUCUCUCUCCUCUUACGCAUAAGAGGUCCAGAUUUCUGGUAUGGAAUAUGUAGUGACUGAGCUGCGAAGUUUUUAAAUUUGGGUUUCGUAGCAAAGUUCUAAACUUUUCCGAGAGUAUUUCACGGCGAGGUUUUGGAAUAGAUAUGCAUCGGAUUUUUGCUAUAGUUUGAGAAACCCGUAGGUUGGAAUGAGAGGCAUACCAUGUUUCCUGCAAAACCUGGAAAAGUUGGUAACUCGCACCCGCUUUCAGCCAAGAAAUUUGGCUCUUUUAGGUUUUGAAUAUGACCAGGGCCAUCCUCCAUGGUUUUCUGAAGGAUGACUCUCGUUCUGUUGGUGCUUUACACGUCGAGGAGCAUGGAACCAUAAGCCAGCAUCUUCGGAAUCAUAUUCACCUCACAAACUGCAUCCAUCUCAAGAACCAUAUGCAUCGCCACAGCCCAAUUCAGGCGGAAAGAUCUCUCAUGAGGGACUUGGUUGUUCUUCAGAGGUCAAAGUCUCUCCGAGACCCCUCGACCAGCCCUCCCUCCUGGCUUUCCCCUUUUGUUAUUGCCACAUUGGUGAAGAGAUCAGGAAAGGAUGCUGGAGUUCACAGUGGGAGAAGAUCUAUUGGUGUUGAUUUGGUAGGGGAUGCCGGUCGGUUAUCUGUCAGCCAUCCCAAGGUUGCUGGCUUGGCCGCAUUAAAUGUUCCUCCAAUAGGAACAAGUGGUGAUCACAGUGCUGGUAGGGAAAGUAGGGAUGGUGAAAUGAGAAAGGAAGAAGAUGGUAGCAGAUUGAACCAAAGUGAUAAGGCAUCUCAUUCUAGUCUACUUGGGAAGAAUCCUCGUCUCAAGACACUCUCAGAGCAAUUGGAAGAAAUUCCCAGUCAGACUGAUAAUGAGAUAACAAAACCUUCUCGCCAUUGCCAACAAAGAGUCCAAAGAGGCGGAGGCGGUGAUAGAAGAAGUAAAGAGUUGAAGGCAAGUGGUCAUGCUCAGCUCAGUGGGUUUAGUAGAACGAAGAGGCGAAAGUUCAGAGGUUCCAGGAGGACUCAUGGUUCAGUAGAUUUAAGGGGUGGUAGAGUGCACAAUGAUAUGUCGGUUGCUUCAACUUCGUUUCCCCAAGAUUUUACACAUCACAAAUGUUGUUUGGGGGAGGAAAAGGAAGAUCAAGAUAAUGCUGAAAUGGAUGUCAGUCAGGCUCCAAGGCAUGGUUGUGGGAUUCCAUGGAAUUGGUCAAGGAUACAUCAUAGAGGUAAGACAUUCCUGGAUAUUGCAGGCAGAAGCUUGGCUUGUGGGUUGUCUGAGUCGAGAUUGAGGAAAGAUGGAAGUUCUAUUCAGCAUAGCCAAAAGGAAAAGGAUAAUUUUAAAAAUCCUAUUACAUCUCAACUAUUAUCUUCAUCAACUGGAUAUGAUUCAGAGGCCCUUCCAUUCUUAUUAGAUCCAUCUGGAUCACCCGAAGGUAAUUUGAAUUCUUGUAUGUCUCGGGCUUGCUCCGGGGAGCUCAGUAUUUAUGUUAAUAACUGUCAUGAACUAGAUUCCGAUCUUGUAUCAGAAGCAAAAUCAGGCAACCAGCACAAUUCUACAGGGUAUUGCAAAGGUAGACACAAAAAUCUCACACAAAAGUAUAUGCCCAAGACAUUUAAAGAUCUUGUGGGACAAAACUUGGUAGUCCAGGCGCUUUCGAAUGCUGUCUUGAGAGGAAAAGUUGGGUUGAUAUAUGUCUUCUAUGGGCCCCAUGGAACUGGUAAAACCUCCUGUGCUCGAGUUUUUGCAAAAGCUCUGAAUUGCCAGUCCACUGAACAUGCUAAACCAUGUGAUGUGUGUAAUUCCUGUAUUUCACACAAGCUGGGCAAGAGUAAAAAUUUGAUUGAAGUGGGAGCAAUUAGCACGUUUGACACUGGGAGAAUUAUGGAUGCUCUAAAUAAUGCAAUGCUAUUCCCAUCAACAUCCCAGUACAAAGUUUUCAUUGUUGACGACUGUGAUACCUUGUCUCCUGAUUUUUGGAUGGCAAUCUCGAAGGUUGCUCAUCACGCUCCGCGACACGUGGUUUUUAUCCUUGUCAGCUCUUCUCUCGAUCAUUUGCCUCAUCUAAUCAUAUCUAGGUGCCAGAAAUUUUAUUUUCCAAAAGUCAAGGAGUCAGAUAUCAUCCUUACUUUGCAGUGGAUUUCAACUAGUGAGGGCCUAGAAAUUGAUAAAGAUGCACUGAAACUAAUUGCUUCACGAUCAGAUGGAUCCUUAAGAGAUGCAGAGAUGACCCUCGAUCAGCUCAGUUUGCUUGGACAAAGAAUUUCUCUUCCUCUUGUCCAGGAACUUGUAGGUUUAGUUUCUGAUGAAAAACUAGUGGACUUGCUUGAUGUGGCUCUAUCGGCAGACACGGUUGACACUAUCAAAAGCUUAAGAGAGAUUAUAGAAGCUGGAGUGGAACCUCUAGCACUCAUGUCACAACUUGCAACAUUGAUUACUGAUAUACUUGCAGGAAGUUACAUAUUUACAAGAGAAAGGCCUCGAAGAAAGUUUUUUCGCCGUCAAACUUUAUCGAAGGAAGAUAUGGAGAAACUACGCCAAGCUUUGAGAACCCUUUCUGAAGCUGAGAAAAAUUUGAGGCAGUCCAAUGACAAAUUAACUUGGCUCACAGCUGCUCUUUUGCAAAUUGUUCCUGAUCAACAAUAUACUCUGCCAACUUCUGUUGACACUAAUUUGAACCAGACUCCAUUGCUUGUUAACCAUGCUGAUGAGCGAAUAGAAGUUGGGAAUUCUGUUCAUGAGGAUGAUGAGGCAUUUUAUAGUGAUAGAGGAUUAAACAGAAACUUAGAGCUUUAUAGUCAGAGAGAAAGAGGAAUUAAAAAUGCCAUGCACGCGAACAGUAAGAAUGGCGAUAGCAACAGCAACUGGAAGGAACGCUUUGAAUACACUCCAAAUGGAAAGGUGCACAUUGCUCACACACCUGAAGCUUUGAUGCGGUUGACUGGAGCCACUAAAGAAAACUUGAGCUAUAAGUUUGACAGAAGAUGUAAGGAUUAUGGAAAGAUAUGGCAAGAAGUUAUUGAAAAUAUUCAACCGGAUGCACUUAAACAAUUUCUUUCGCAGGAGGGAAGGUUGAAUUCUGUCCGCCUAGGUUCUGCACCCACUGUGCAACUGGACUUUGGGUCACCUGAUAGCAAAUCCAAAGCUGAAAAAUUUAGAGAACAGAUUGUGCAAGCGUUUGCGUCUGUUCUUAAUGCCACUGUGAUACUUGAAAUCAGAUGCAACCCUCAGAUAGAUGGUAGACAAGAUGUUCAAGUUACCGAUGAUAUGCAUGAUCUCAGGAAUGUUUCUUCUAGGAUGAUCAAUAUUCAACGAUCAAUUUCUAAUCGCACCUCUCAUUGCCAGCAGUCUGAAAACCUUCUGAGGCGGAUACCUAAAGAAAAUGCUAUUAAAGGAAGUGGCUCGAGCCUUGCUAGAGAGCUACAGUUUGAUUCUCUCGCUACGGAAAGAGAUCGCAAGGGAAAAGGGUCAGAAUGUGCAUGGGUAGGAGAGGGAUCUUCUUUGCAACAACAUGGCGACACAAGUCUUGUAUCUGGAAGGAAGGAUUAUGACGAGCAAAGUCAUAGUAAAAGCUUAGUCAAAGGUAAAGUUUCCCUUGCUCAUGUCAUUCAGCAAGCUGAAGGUUGUGCAAACCAUGGUGGUUGGUCCAGACACAGAGCAAUCUCAAUUGCCGAGAAACUUGAACAAGAAAACAUGAGAUUAGAAUCCCGAUCAAGAAGUUUGCUAUGCUGGAAAGGCCCAAGAGUCACUCGAUCAAAGUUUCUUCUUUCAAGAAAUAGGACAAAGAAUUCAAGAUCCCUGCUGAAACUUUUAACCUGUAGUAGAUGUUUAUCUUCUAGAUCUGCAAGGUAAAAGCACCUUUUGGUUAUCUGCCUAUAUGAUGUAUAAGACCUUUCUGCUUUACUACAGUUUUAGUUCAUGUCACACUUGUUUUAAUCUUUUCAAUGUGUUCUUUGAUCAACCUUUUAAGAAUGUGUACAUUUAUCAUUAUGCUUAUGAAUAAAUCAAUCUCCCAGAUUUUUUUUAA
Molecule: messenger RNA, 4272 nt
Organism: Dendrobium catenatum
Lineage: Eukaryota; Viridiplantae; Streptophyta; Magnoliopsida; Asparagales; Orchidaceae
Product: protein STICHEL-like 3
Exons: 8
Coding region: 525-4097 (1190 amino acids)
Biological process (GO): DNA-templated DNA replication; DNA repair
Cellular component (GO): DNA polymerase III complex; nucleus; DNA replication factor C complex
Molecular function (GO): ATP binding; DNA-directed DNA polymerase activity; DNA clamp loader activity
Source: RefSeq, a predicted model, not a curated record